This is a messenger RNA of Xyrauchen texanus (razorback sucker), 5139 nucleotides long. RefSeq names its product dual oxidase 1-like. Gene Ontology annotation, cellular component: NADPH oxidase complex; plasma membrane. Gene Ontology annotation, molecular function: calcium ion binding; superoxide-generating NAD(P)H oxidase activity; peroxidase activity. The transcript is spliced from 34 exons. The coding region runs from base 130 to 4701 and encodes 1523 amino acids. The record is from RefSeq and is a predicted model, not a curated record. Gene Ontology annotation, biological process: response to oxidative stress; superoxide anion generation; defense response. Lineage: Eukaryota; Metazoa; Chordata; Actinopteri; Cypriniformes; Catostomidae.
CGGGUCUCUCAUUCCGACUUUUCCUUUUAUUCUCGCUGCCAUUCGAUCUUUUAGCUGCAGCUGAUACUGACGGUCUCAAAAGUGAAGUGCUCUUGCCCAUGCGAAGAGGUGCUUCAUUGGUUUGCAAGGAUGGGUUUAUUUAAGGCACUCUGGAGGACUUUAUCUGCGCUUUCUGUUUUAUCUAGAGUUAUUUAUGCUAAUUCUGCCAUUACUUGGGAAGUUCAGAGGUAUGAUGGCUGGUACAAUAAUUUGGCAUAUCACGAUCGAGGUACCUCAGAUGCAGCUCUGGUACGCCUCUUGCCGGCGCAGUAUGCUGAUGGAGUUUAUCUGCCCCUGCAGGAACUGCACCUGCCCAACCCCCGCAGCAUAAGCAACACUGCUAUGAGAGGCCAGUCCAGUCUCAUGUCAUACAGGAACAGAACUGUUCUUUCUGUAGCUUUUGGUUACCAUGUGUGGUCUGAGAUCUCAGAAUCCCGAAGGCCUGGCUGCCCUCCUGAGUUCAUGCAUAUUGAAGUCCAAAAAGAAGACCCCGUCUUUGGCUCAAACACCUCAAAGCCAGUCCUACUCCAAUUCCAGCGAGCAGCAUGGGACUCUAGCACGGGCAAAAGUCCCAACAACCCCCGCACACAGGUGAAUCAUGUGACUGCAUGGAUCGAUGGCAGCUCCAUCUAUGGCUCCUCCAGCUCUUGGUGUGAUGCCUUGAGAAAGUUUUCUAAUGGUCUCUUGGCUUCAGGCUCCUCACAGGAUAUGCCUAGACGCAGUAGCAGUGGUUACCUCAUGUGGAGUGCACCAGACCCCACCACUAGCGCUGGCUCUCUGGGACUCUAUGAUUUCGGGAAUGCCUGGGCCAAUGAGAACAUCUUUUCGGUCACAGAGGGAAUUAUUUGGUUUCGUUACCACAAUUACAUCGCCUCCAAACUGUUGCAGGAACACCCCACUUGGUCAGACGAAGAGCUUUUCCAAAAUGCCCGAAAGAGGGUUAUUGCAACAUUUCAGAAUAUAGCAUUCUACGAGUGGCUACCUGCCUAUCUGGGAACCAACAUGACUCCUUAUUCAGGUUAUCAGAAAUAUGUUGAUCCAGGUAUCUCUGCUGAGUUUGAAGCUGCUGCUGUGAGAUUUGGACUAACUCUUGCACCCCCUGGUGUAUAUAAAAGAAACAGGACAUGCCACUACCAAAGUUUUGUAAACUCUGAUGGAAGUAAAUAUCCUGGCUUGCGUUUAUGCAACACCUUCUGGAAGAGAAAUAAUCCAAACCUGAAUUCCAGUCAGGAUGUGGAUGAGCUGAUUAUGGGCAUGGCUUCUCAGAUCGCUGAGAGAGAGGACAACAUCAUUGUUGAGGAUUUGAGAGAUUACAUGUACGGUCCCAUGCGGUUCUCACGUUCUGAUGCAGUGGCUUUGACCAUCCAGAGGGGGCGCGAUUUUGGCCUGCCCAGCUAUAACCAGGUUAGAGAGGGCCUCAACAUGCCACUGGUCAACACCUGGGAGGAGAUCAACCCCAAACUGAACAACACAAAGAUGUUAAGGGAGCUUGCAUUUUUAUAUGACAAUGAUAUCUCCAGACUGGAGCUGUUUGUGGGCGGUCUGUUAGAGUCACAGGAAGGACCGGGUCCGGUGUUUUCCGCCAUCAUCCUGGACCAGUUGGAACGCAUAAGAAAUUCUGAUCGCUUUUGGUUUGAGAACAGACAAAAUGGGUUGUUUACAGAGGAGGAAAUUCAAGCUAUACGUAAUACCACAUUUCACGAUGUUCUUCUCACUGUCACCAAUGCAGAGGAGGGUGACAUUCAAAAGAAUGUGUUUUUCUGGGAGAAUGAUGAUCCCUGCCCCCAGCCUCAACCAAUCAGAGACUCCGAUCUUCAACCCUGCACAAAGGCUUUAUCUAUGAGUUACUUUGACAAUAGCAGCAAAGCAGGUUUUGGUGCAACAGUGGUGGUGCUCUUUCUGUUUCCUGUUGUGAGCUUCAUAGUGGCUUGUGUAGUUGCUCAUAUUCGGACAGCCAGAUACAAACGAUUCCAAAAGAAUCUCAGAGGUUCUACCAGAGAUGGAAAACCUGCAGGUGGAAUCAUUGCCAAAGAGUGGCUGGGGCACAAUACAGCACCGCGACAUGUCAUGCUCGCUUUCAACGAGAAGAAAGUAUUCCAAUUGUUUGAUGACAACGGCUCUCUUCUAAGCUCUCAUAACCUGGUCAACCAAGACCACCUGGGUCUACUAAUGUCCAAUGACCACCAGCAUCGUUGUCUACUUUUGAAGAUUCCCAAAGAGUAUGAUCUGAUUUUGUUCUUUGAGGAUGGUGGUCAGAGAUCAAAUUUCUUGAGUCAGCUGCGUUCAGAGCUGGAAAGCAGAAUUCAGAGUUUGACAUUGAUGGAAAUGAGUGAAAGAGAGAUACUGAGAGAUGCAGUAACCAGAGAACAGAGGGAAAAGAUUGUGGAGACAUUCUUCAAGCAUGCUUUUGCAAAGGUCUUGGACAUUGAUAAAAGUGAUGCAGGACACCUGAGCAAGAGAACCCGAGAGGCUUUACAGUGUGAGCUCACACGAGCUGAAUUUGCAAAUGUGCUCGGUCUGAAGCCUGACUCGAUAUUUGUGGAGUCCACGUUCACCCUGGCCGACAAGGAUGGUAAUGGGUACCUCUCAUUUCAGGAGUUCCUGGAUGUUAUUGCCAUUUUUAUGACAGGUACUCCAGAGGAGAAGUCCAAGCUUCUAUUUUCAGUGCAUAACAUUAAAGGAGAUGGCUUCUUAUCUAAGGAGGAGUUUUCUUCAUUACUCAGAUCUUUCGUUGAGAUGGGUGGUGGUCUGUCUAAGAGUCAGGCCGAUGAUGGUAUAGCAGCUAUGCUUCAGACUGCUGGUCUUGACAACAAAGAUAACUUCAAUUGGGAGGACUUUCACUUUCUACUGCGUGACCAUUCAGCUCAGCUCAACAUUAAAGGUAUGGAGAUACUUGGUAAGAAAAAACUGUCCCAGCGUGUAUCAUUCAUUGAGAAAAAUAGUUCUUCAGUAGAGGAAAGCCUUCCUCACAACUAUGAGAAGGAUCGGGGUCAGGAACUUCGUCAAAGACAGACCAAGAAGUUUGGAUUAAGCACUCCCAAGGUAUACGUGAGGCCACAAAGAGAGCGUUACAACCGAAACCGAGUGCAGCAAUACAUCCAACAAUUCAAACGCUUUGUAGAAAACUACAGGAGACAUAUUGUUUGCAUGGUGAUUAUCUAUGGCAUCACAGCUGGGCUAGCACUGGAAAGAUGCUACCAUUAUGGUUUACAGGCCCACGCCAGUGGAAUUCCAGAAGCCUCCCUGGUGGGUGUGCUCGUGUCUCGCGGUUCUGCGGCUGCAAUCUCCUUCCUGUUUCCUUACAUGCUCCUAACUGUGUGCCGUAACCUGAUAACCAUGUGCAGGGAGACUUUUCUCAACAGAUACAUCCCAUUUGAUGCCGCCAUCGACGUUCAUCGCCACAUGGCUAUGAUUGCUGUCAUCCUCUCAGUUAUUCACAGCUUGGGUCACGUGGUCAAUGUGUACGUCUUCUGCAUCAGUGACCUCAGCAUACUUGCCUGCCUUUUCCCUAGAGUGUUCUCCAACAAUGGGUCUGAGCUUCCAAUGAAAUGGACGUUCUGGUUUUUCAAGACAGUGCCAGGUCUAACAGGGGUCCUUUUGCUUUUGAUCUUUGCCUUUAUGUACGUCUUUGCCUCACACUACUUCAGACGCAUCAGCUUUAGAGGAUUCUGGGUCACACACAACCUCUACGUGCUCGUAUAUGUCCUGACAGUGAUUCAUGGCAGCUACGCCCUCCUCCAAGAACCCCGCUUUCAUAUAUACCUGAUCCCACCUGGCCUGCUCUUCCUUCUGGACAAGCUCAUCAGCAUUAACAGGAAGAAGGUGGAGAUCCCAGUGGUGAAAGCCGAGCUGCUUCCCUCAGAUGUAACAUAUCUGGAGUUUAAGCGACCACUAGGUUUUGUGUACCGCUCGGGACAGUGGGUACGUAUUGCAUGUCUGGCACUGGGCACAGAUGAGUACCACCCGUUCACUCUGACAUCCGCUCCGCAUGAGGAGACCCUCAGCCUUCAUAUACGUGCAGUGGGACCCUGGACAAGUAAACUCCGAGAGACGUACACCCCUGAGAAACUCCUGGAGCUCGGAGGGUAUCCAAAGCUGUAUCUGGAUGGGCCAUUUGGGGAGGGCCAUCAGGAGUGGACAGAUUUUGAGGUGUCAGUGCUCGUUGGCGCAGGGAUUGGAGUCACACCCUUCGCAUCCAUCUUAAAAGACCUGGUGUUUAAGUCUUCAGUCAAGGCCAAAUUUAAUUGCAAAAAGAUCUAUUUUAUCUGGGUGACACGGACACAACGUCAGUUUGAAUGGGUGUCUGAAAUCAUAAGAGAGGUGGAGGAGAUGGACGCCCAUGAGCUGGUGUCAGUCCACAUUUACAUCACCCAACUAGCUGAGAAAUUUGACCUCCGCACCUCCAUGCUGUACGUCUGUGAGCGCCACUUCCAGAAGGUGUGGAACAGGAGUUUGUUCACUGGCCUUCGGUCUGUAACGCACUUCGGCCGCCCACCAUUUGUGGAUUUCCUCAGCUCGUUACAGGAAGUUCAUCCAGAGGUGGAAAAAAUUGGCGUGUUCAGCUGUGGUCCACCUGGUGUGACUAAGAACGUUGAGAAAGCCUGCCAACAAAUGAACAAACGGGACCAGACACAUUUUGUUCACCAUUACGAGAACUUCUAGACCAUCUGCAUUUUAAUUAUAUAUAAGAAAUAAUUUACAAUGGACAAUAUACCAUGGUCCCCACAUUACAUGUGUUAUAAUGUGUUUAUCUCAAGACAUUUUUUAUGUUAUCAGCAUCAAUAAUUCAACAAUGCCAUAGUUUAAAUGAUCAAACACAAUACACCAUUCACAAUAAUGAGAUGUCAUUAUUUGCCAUAUUUGUGUAAUGCAAGCAUUUAAUUUAUUGAGCAUUUAUAAAGCAUUUAUAAACAAAUAUGGUUUGAAAAUAAAACUGUUAGUUUGAAUCAUUUGCUGGGCAUUUUUCUCUCAUUUAGAUCACCCACUCUUGUUUUCUUUAUUGAGAAUUAUCAUUCUCUGUUAGAAUGCAUGAAUGAAAAAUCACAUAUUAUAGAAAUGUUAUGUAAUGGAUGCCAUAUCUUUAUCUAUUGUAUAAUUACA